UACGUCGCGAGACCAACUGUUGGAUUCCGCAAAUGGGUAAACUCGGGAGAUUCGGAAGUCACAUGACCCUUUGAGAUCCGGACGGAUCAAAAGGUAGAAAGAACACUUGUGUCAAAAUAUCUUACGAAAAAGUACUCUGCGCAUUGUGCCCGUUAAGCAACUUCCAAGUCGACAGAAGGCUAUGUUAUAUUUCUGAGGAAGACCUUCCCUAUUCAUUAAUACAACAUAUCAAGAACUACAGAGACGGAGAGAUUUCUACUCAAUGGUACGUAUAAUCUAUAUCAUGCGUUAGGCUUGCGGAAAGUGUCAGGAUCUUGUAUAAAUGGACUCUUGCUCUACUUUGAGGCUUCAUGGCGGCUCUCACAACAAUCUGCUGAUAAAUAAAGAUGCGACCUGGCUUUGAAUCUAGCCUUGGUCAUUUAUUCUAGAUUUGGCUCAAUUUUCCUUUUCUACCCCGCGAGACAACCUUUUUGGAUUAUAUUCGGCCUAUGUUCACUGCAAACAUAACAUGUUCAUCGCUUUGCCUUUCGGAGAUGCCAUCAACAAGGAAAAUGAGAUUCCGAUACAUCCAACCGCGGAGCCAAUUACAUUAGUACCCUGAUUUCUCGGAAGCAUACAGGCAGGUUUCAAAAAAUAAGAGAAAUGAAAUAACAGCACAUAUUCUAAUUCGAAUGCUAUUGCGCACUUGACAGAUCAUUUACGGCGCAUAUAAAUGCUAUGCAUUCCCCACACCACCUUCCCCAAACUUCAAUUUAUUAAGGACCUCUCCUGGAGCACGCAUGAGUUCAAACUGGUCACCAUGAGAUGCCAGACGCGGCAAUUAUGAGAAUAUUUAUAUUCAACUUGGUCAUCAUUUUACGAUCGAAGGAGUCAAUCCAGACUGCCUUUGUUGGGUUGACUAAAGGCACAUCAUCUGAACUUAGGCUUCACCUAGAACUUGUGAAGUAUUGGAGAAUUUCCUUCGGUCUCUGCCUAGUGGACGAGCCUCCUCACGAAACAUGACUAGCUAGAGGAUUAGGUGCAUACAGACUGUAAUCAUUGGAAAUAAGGUAGGUGUUCUUAAACUCAUCGCCUUAUUUCCAUACAUCAGCGAAUAACGAACCUAGACCGACGAGUUAAGAGCUGCAAGAUCUUACCUAUGCGGUAACUACCGGCAUUAUAUGAAAUAUUAAAUGGAAACUCCAAGCAAGUGGAUUUCUGAGUAUGAUUCUGAUUUUGGCAACUCGAAUCGGUGUUUACGACCCUAAAUGGAUAUACAGGACGCCCUGAAGGCACUUGCAAGCGAAGAAUAAAUUGCCUUGGAGUCUGCAACAUGCUGUUGUUAUCAACGAUAUUUAAUCUCGUUACAUCAAAUUUAUUUAAUGUGAACUUUGAACAAACAUAUCUGAAUAUUAGAGGGACUGAGUAGUCUCCUGUUUGUACGAUAAUGGGGGGAGAAGUCUGGAUGCCAAGCCCCACAACGCGCGUUUUGCCCCACUUUCCACAUCACUUAGAGGGGGUUUCGCGUCAAUUGUUCUAUGCGGCAUGGUAGACGUUAUUGUAUGGCUUAGUUACUCUCUCACCCUGUCUUCUUCCGUCCAAUGAGGUUUUUUAAGUUACGAAUAUAUCUUCAGAAGUCAGUACCCUCGAUAUAAGUCACUGUGAUUUCCAGCUAUUUAUUGAGAUGCCAAGAACGAUGGGACGAGGUACUUGCAUGAAACCAUGCUUGAAAGACGUUUUUCAGCAUGUAUUCCCACCGUCCAUUUCAUGAUGAAGGCGACGGUGACAUCUGUGUGGAUCUUUUGGAGCAUCAUUUCGUCCUCUCUACCACUUGCAAGAAGGAAGUGGCCUUUGAAAUUGGCAACGGGUACGUAGAACUUAAUUUAAUCCAUCUGGAAUCCUUGAUUUAAAAUGACUGCCGGCUCAAGGUUUUUCGUAAGCUUCUUUCACAGUUGUCCAGGAGUCUGUGAAGGGGUUGCAUGGAUAACAGGAGGUACGAGGAGAAUGAAGAUAUAUAAAUAUGGUGAUUUUUACUUGAAAAUGCUCUUUUCUCCUCAUCAUCACCAGUAUCAUCAUUCUACCUUACCUCAACGACUUUUCCAAUCUUUCCAACAAGCAAACACUCUUCAUUUGCAAUAAUGCAAUUUUCAGCAGCUGCUAUUUCAGCCAUCUUGGCUAUUUCUGUUACGGCUCAUCCUGGUCAUGAUGUUAAACAAGACAUCGCUGAGAGAGCGUCUUUCAUAUCUCAACUUAAGACGCGUGAUCUUAGCCACUGCUCUGCAGAGUUGAAAGCUAGAGGUCUUGAGCAGGCAGCUGUCGCAAGACGCUCCGCUAUUGCCAAGAAUGAGAGGAAUAAAAGAGGCAUUAGUUCUGGUAGGCUCUAACUUUCGUGCCAUCGCUUCUACAUUUUGGUAGAGGACUUGACUGAUCUUAUAAACAGGACAGCCUUACUUGAAAGUAAGAGAUGAGGCCACAGUUCUAAACACUACACAUUUGUCCACUGAGGAUUAUAAUGCUUCAACCGAUGAGUCUAUCGUCUUCGCAGGAAACAAUUCCUGUAUUCUCAGUCCAGAAGUUACGCAGGGUCCUUAUUGUAAGUUUAGAUUUGCUCCCCAUCCAUCAAAAUCAAGGCAGGGUCUAAUAUGUCAAUUCAGAUGUCUCUGGUGAAUAUGUCCGAACAGAAAUUGUCGAAGAUCAACAGGGAAUUGAUCUCAUCCUCGACACCCAAGUAAUUGACAUGUCUACUUGCGAUCCUGUCACCAACGCAGUUGUCGAGAUCUGGCACUGUAACUCUACUGGUGUAUACAGUGGUAUUGUCGCAUCAACAAACGGCAACUCAGCCGAUACCGCCAACAUAAACUCUACCUUCCUCCGCGGUCUUCAAGCAACCGACGCUGAAGGCGUUGCUCAAUUCAAAACUCUCUUUCCAGGCCACUACACCUCUCGCUCAAAUCACAUUCACGUCCUCGUCCACUUCAAUGGAACUACCUAUGCUAAUGGUACCUAUGGUGGCGGUGUCAUCUCCCAUGUUGGACAAAUGUUCUUUGAUCAAGAUCUCAUCACUCAAGUCGAGGCUAUUUCCCCAUACAACACCAAUAGGCAACCAGUAACUUUGAACUCUGCCGAUGGCGUUUUGGCCGAUGAGGCUGCGUCUUCUGAUCCUAUGAUUGAAUACUCUCUCUUGGGUGAGACUGUUGCUGAUGGUAUUUUUGGAUGGUUGGCUUUCGGUGUUGAUGUUUCUAAGUCUUAUAAUGUCAAGCCUGCUGCUAGUUUAUAUUCCAGUGGUGGUGUAGAGAACUAGAAGAACGGCACUACUUUUGACACCUGGUAAAAUUGAGAAAAGAGAAAAGUGGCUUUUAGCGAUGAGUUAUUCUUAUCUUAGUGGUUUCGUCAGUAUAAAAACUGGCGAUUUUUCCACAAUUAUUUAGAAAAUGAACGGAAAUUACAUUCGUGCCAAACGUCCUAUUCCCACCAAACGAUUUUAAUAGGUCCUUGCUUCGAUUUAUGAUUAUAUUAU
Molecule: messenger RNA, 3496 nt
Organism: Sclerotinia trifoliorum
Lineage: Eukaryota; Fungi; Ascomycota; Leotiomycetes; Helotiales; Sclerotiniaceae
Source: the annotation of a GenBank genome assembly